AUGUUAAUUCCAAACGUAUUUGUCGCAGCGGCGGUUCUUUCUACUUUUGUAGCUUCAAUGCCCUUUGCUCCAUCCGAGCUCUCAGAAAGAUCUAGAACAAUCGAUCCAGUUGCUCUGGAACGUAUUAAAGCAAAGCUCAAUGCACACAAAUGGACCCUCCCACGGCCACACCCACGGCCGUCAAAGAAGCUCAAGCUGGACCCGGCACCACGGCCGCAACCAGUACCGCGACCACCUCCAUCGAAACGUGGACUGGUAGCGAAAAGAUCUACCCCUGACCCUGAACCAAUCGAUCCAGCUGCUUUGGCACGUCUGAAAGAGAAGCUCAAUGCGGAGUCAUGGGCCUUCGUCGGACGGCCAUUCAAGAACAAGAAACCCGAGCCAGUGCCACUGACACUGCCACCGCCGCGACGACCUGGAUCAAAGCGUGGAGUCGUAGAGGAAAGAGCAGGGGCAAUUGAUCUAGCUGCUGUCGCACGUCUUGAGGAAAAGCUCAACCAAGGCUCGUGGGCCCAUAUCCCAAAAUCACCCGUGGGACAACCGAAGCCAAGGGUUGGGGAGCCCAUGCUCACCUACGGACUCGACUAUGGACAGAAAACCAGCUCAGGAUAUACUCGACUCUACAAGGCAGGGCCAAGACCAAACACCCGCCCCACGAAUCAACGUAAAUCCAGGAGUGGGCUCGGAGUAGGAGCACUGCCCAAGAAGCGUGUAUCUCUGGAAUCAGCAACAGUCAAAAAACCUGCACCAGAGGUGGUGCAAGCCAGGACACCAUCGCCACGACAACAAAUUUCAUCCAGCAAGAAUCCCGGUCAUGCCUAUAGAAAAACACCAUUGCCAAUGGGUACGAACCCCGAGCAUUAUCCCCAAACUUCACGGGACACUAAAAUCCAAAGAUCCGUACCAGAAGAGGAAACGAAGAAGUCGGCCGGCACGCCAAUUCUGGAAAACAGAGCACCUACCCCUAAUCCGGGUACAGGAUACAUAGCCAUGCUUAAAAACGGCCCCAAUUUUAGGGGAAAUGCAUUGAGGCUAAGACCCGGGAAUUCGAAGAUUGGACCUUUUAUUGGAAUAACAAAGUUGUCAAAGCCCAAACCUAAUAAGAAGCCUGCGGCGGCAAACAGACGAUAG
Hymenoscyphus albidus is the source of this 1131-nucleotide messenger RNA. The record is from the annotation of a GenBank genome assembly. Lineage: Eukaryota; Fungi; Ascomycota; Leotiomycetes; Helotiales; Helotiaceae.